AUGGGCAUAGAAGAGCAAGAAAUUUCAACGAUUGAAGAAGGUGUUGGCACAUCCACCACCGCCAAAUCCGAUGGUGACACUGCCUUUUGUUCAUCAGCUUCAGUAGUAACCAUCACACAAAAGUUGAUUGCAGAAGUGAUUGGUACGUAUUUUGUGGUAUUUGCUGGCUGUGGCGCAGUCGCAGUCAAUAAGAUCUAUGGUUCGGUCACAUUUCCGGGCAUAUGUGUAACGUGGGGUUUGAUAGUCACCGUCAUGAUUUAUUCUGUUGGUCAUAUUUCUGGAGCCCACUUUAAUCCGGCGGUCACCAUUACUUCCGCCAUCUUUCGUCGCUUCCCGUACAAGGAGGUUCCUCUGUACAUAGCGGCUCAGCUAAUGGGAUCAAUUCUUGCUAGUGGCACAUUAGCUCUAGUGCUUGAUGUAACCCCUGAUGCUUACUUUGGAACUGUUCCUGUUGGAUCUAACAGCCAAGCCUUGGUUCUGGAAAUGAUCAGCUCCUUCCUUUUGAUGUUUGUCAUCUCCGGCGUUACCACAGAUAGCAGAGCAAGAAGUGAACUAGCAGGGGUUGCUGUUGGUAUGACUAUAUUAUUAAACGUCUUCGUUGCUGGGCCGGUUUCGGGAGCUUCAAUGAAUCCGGCAAGGAGCAUAGGGCCUGCUGUUAUUAAGCAUGUGUACAAAGGAUUGUGGGUGUAUAUAGUAGGGCCAAUUAUUGGAACAAUUUCUGGAGCAUUUGCCUAUAAUCUCAUAAGAUCCACAGACAUGCCACUUAAAGACUUGCUCCGGAAUGGAUCAUUCCUCAGUGGUGCCACAGCUAAAUAAUU
This is a messenger RNA of Alnus glutinosa, 818 nucleotides long. RefSeq names its product probable aquaporin NIP-type. Gene Ontology annotation, biological process: transmembrane transport. Gene Ontology annotation, molecular function: channel activity. The transcript is spliced from 5 exons. The record is from RefSeq and is a predicted model, not a curated record. The coding region runs from base 1 to 816 and encodes 271 amino acids. Gene Ontology annotation, cellular component: membrane. NCBI's taxonomy places the organism in Eukaryota, Viridiplantae, Streptophyta, Magnoliopsida, Fagales, Betulaceae.